This is a messenger RNA of Fusarium subglutinans, 7053 nucleotides long. RefSeq lists its product as uncharacterized. Gene Ontology annotation, biological process: transmembrane transport. Lineage: Eukaryota; Fungi; Ascomycota; Sordariomycetes; Hypocreales; Nectriaceae. Gene Ontology annotation, molecular function: ABC-type transporter activity; ATP binding; ATP hydrolysis activity. Bases 1 to 7053 code for a protein of 2350 amino acids. Gene Ontology annotation, cellular component: membrane. The record is from RefSeq and is a predicted model, not a curated record. The transcript has 8 exons.
AUGGCUUCAGCUUCACCUGAGCAGCAUGACAAUGCCGUGACUAGCAGCAAUUCUGCUAGCGAGCCUAUACCUAAUGACUCUCUAAAGACAGACCCUGCUACAACAGAGACGUUGAUACAUGCGCUCAAUGACCCAACUGUUAAGCGUCCACCCAUUCACUCCCCACGACCAUCUACAAGAUCAUCAACUAUGUCAGCUGAAUCUCAUACACCACCAGAGAAGAAGAAAAAGAGCCUACGCUCGUUCUUCAUUUACUUCCAGCUCCUCUUCUACGCCAACCCAUCAUGGGUCGAUAUCCUCCUACUCGUCGUCGGAACUCUCGCGGCCUCUGGGGCCGGAGCACCGUUUCCUCUAAUGGGAAUCAUCUUUGGUCAACUCGUCAACGACCUCAAUACUGCGUCAUGCGAUGAUGGAGAAAUCGCAUCUCAAUAUUCGCCCAAAGAACUUCAGGACAGCAUCAACAAAAAGGUUGUCACGAUCACGUGGAUCGGCGUGAUCAGCUUUGCGCUCAUCUAUACCUACAUCGUGUCAUGGUCAAUCUUUAGCCGUCGUCUUGAGAAUCGUAUUCGCGAUCGUUACUUUAUGAGUAUUCUCUUGCAAGAUGCCACUUUCUUUGACAAGAGACAAGCUGGAGAGAUCACAUCUCGUCUCAAUGUUGAUAUACAAGCUAUUCAGUCAGGAACUUCUGAGAAGGUGGGCAUCAUUCUAGGAUGCACAUCUUUCUUUGUAUCGUCGUAUGUGGUCGCCUUCAUCAAGAAUACCACACUCGCUGGAAUUCUUGUGUCACUUGUGCCUGCUUUCAUGCUUCUUGCCACAGUGGGUAGCCUGUUCACCGCAAAGUUCGCGACUGCAAUGUCCGAGAAGAUCGCCUCUGCUUCUUCGAUUGCCUCAGAGGCUCUUGCGAAUAUCCCGGUUGUCCAGGCGUUUGGGGCGGGCCCGCGACUAGAGGUCAUCUUUGCUGAGAGAAUGAAGGGGGCUCGAAAGCAGGGUAUCAACAAAGCUUUCGUUGCUGCUAUUCAAGCUGGAAUGCUUUACUUCAUUGCUUACUCUGCAAAUGCCCUCGCUUUCUGGCAGGGUAGUACACAAAUUGCGAGCAUGGUUGAGGGUAAUGGAGGUGCAUCUGUGGGUGACAUUUAUACAGUCAUUCUCCUGCUGGUUGAUGCCUGUGUUGUUUUAGGUGGCAUCGCACCGCUAUUACCCUUAGUUGGAGCUGCUGUCGGAUCGUUUGAAAAACUUCGUCAAGACAUGGACAGCCCUGCAAACAUCGAUACUGGGUCCGACAAAGGAGUGAGGCUCUCCUCAGUCGAGGGAACUGUAUCUUUCAGGAACGUCUCCUUUGCUUAUGCCUCACGGCCCCAUCACUCCGUGCUCAAGAACGUCUCAUUUGAUUGUCCUGCUGGCAAACACACGGCGCUUGUUGGCUUGUCAGGGAGUGGCAAGUCAACUGUCACUGGUCUGACCUCCCGAAUCUAUGACCCUGCUGAAGGCACGGUUCUCCUAGAUGGUCAUGACCUCAAAGACUUGAAUGUGAAAAGCUUGAGAAGUCAUAUGAGUCUUGUACAGCAAGAGCCAUCUCUCCUGGAUCGAUCAAUCGUUGAGAACAUUGCCCUCGGUAUCUUGAACUCCCCUCAACCCGAGCAUGAGCGAUUCAAAGCUAUUAUUCUUGGCACUGGCCUUACUGAACUUGCUGCCAAGCUCCGACAGGGUGAAGGUCUUACGACUGCAGCUCAAGGAUUUGGCCUGGACAUGGUUGACCUCGUCCAUCGUGUUCAGGAGGCUGCCCGUCUGGCAGAUGCGGCUGGUUUCGUGGACAGGCUUGAGUAUGGCUACGGAACGCUUGUUGGUACAGGCGGGAAGCUUGUAAGUGGCGGCCAACGACAGCGUCUUGCACUCGCGAGAGCCCUCAUUCGCGACCCCAAGAUCCUAAUUCUCGAUGAAGCCACUGCUUCCCUUGACUCUGCAAGCGAACAUCGUAUCCAGAUGGCCAUCGAGUCUAUCGCCAAAAACCGCACUGUCAUCGCCAUUGCUCACCGGCUAUCAACUAUCAAGAACGCUGAUAACAUCAUCGUCAUGAACAGUGGCGAGAUUAUCGAGCAAGGAAACCACCUUGAGCUCAUGGCCUUGAAUGGAUCAUACGCUAGUAUGAUCCGUUUGCAGACGGUCGAUUCUGAAGAUGCUGGCUCAACCACAAGCACCGUCCGCACUGAUAACAUCCACUCGGAGAAGGAUUCUAUCACGGAUCUCAAAAUCAAGGACAUUCAACAAGAGGUGGUAGAAGAUUCAAAGGAAGAAGAUGUCAAGGAGAAGGAGGAGGCCCCGGACGUAGACGCUGCUCUCGAUUCCAACAAGUCCGCUUGGACUGUUAUGAGAACUAUCAGUGGAAUGGUCCGACCAUAUCUCUUUCUCAUCAUUAUCUGUCUCGUUGCUGCCACUAUUGUUGGCCUCACAUUCUCCUCCUCUGGUCUUAUCUUCGGUUAUACAAUUGACAACAUCAGCCCAUGCAAUCCUGUUGAGGACAUUCGUUGGGCUGGUAGGUUCUUUGGAGGCAUGUGGUUCCUAAUCGCUUGUGUCGAGUUGUUAGCCAAUACUACAAGUUGGACUGGCUUCGGCAUGGUUGCUGAGAAGUUGCUGUACAAGAUCCGAGUCCUUUGCUUCCGGUCCCUUUAUGAGCAAGACCUUGAUUGGCAUCAAUCAGAGGGUCGGACACCAACCGCUUUGUUAUCCGUCAUCACAACAGAUGCUGCUACAGUUGGCGGAUUCAGUGGCUCUAUCAUCGGUACAAUAUUCUCCAUUGUGGUCAACUUCUUAGUCGCCAUCAUCCUCUCACAUAUCCUUGCAUGGAAGAUAGCCAUCGUUUGCUUGGUUAUUGUCCCUAUCCUCCUCGGCUGUGGCAUUAUGCAGCUUCGAUCCUUAUCCAAGUUCGAGCGCCGGCAUGCUGGAGCUUUUUCUGGUGCAGUUGGCAUCGCUAACGAAGCCGUUAACUCGUUCAAGACAAUUUCCUCUCUGUCUAUCGAAGAAGAGGUCAUGAGCUCGUAUCGUCGUGCGCUCAGAGCACCUCGAAAGGAAAUUACCCUUGCUUCAAUGUAUGCCAACUUGUGGCUUUCUCUGGCCAACAGCACAGGAAAUCUGAUCUACGCAUUUGCCUACUGGUGGGGAUCAACUCGCAUUACUGCAGGCGAGGCAAGCCAGCGAGAGUUCUUCAUCAUUCUUAUCUGCAUGCUUGUCAGUGCGCAGCUCUGGGGUCAAAUGUUCAGUCUUGCACCCGAGGUAUCUCGUGCUAGAGCUGCCGCUUCCCGAAUUCUGAGCUUGAUCAACCUCGGAUCCUCCCAGAAUGACGCCAAGAAGGGAAAGCUCACGCUCGCUGUAGAAAACACCGAGAGAGAUAUUGAGGCAUGUGCUGAAGCGCCUGUCAAGAGUAAUGGAAGCAAGGGAGCGACUAUCGUCUUUAGGGAUAUCAAAUUUUCAUAUCCAGCUCGACCUCACAUCCAGAUCCUUACAGGCAUGUCUUUUACCAUCUCUGCUGGUCAAUUCGUUGGGCUUGUCGGUCCUUCGGGUGCUGGUAAGUCCACCAUCAUGUCGCUGGUGCAACGGAUGUACCGCCCUUCUAGCGGAACAGUUGAGAUCAACGGCAACGAUAUCUGUGCUCGGGGGGGCACCGAGUUCCGUAAUGAUAUUGCGGUUGUUCCUCAAGAUUGUGCACUAUUUGACGGGACAAUACGAUUCAAUGUAUCGCUGGGCUCAACUCCUGAUCAUGAACCGACGGAUGAGGAUAUCCAUGAAGCCUGUAAGCUGGCUAACAUCCACGAUAUAAUCAUGGAGCUGCCCAACGGUUACGAGACGGAGUGUGGUCCUAAUGGCUCGCGUCUUUCUGGCGGACAGCGUCAGCGCUUAGCCAUCGCCCGUGCCCUUGUGCGUAAGCCUAAAUUGCUGCUUCUUGAUGAGAGCACAAGUGCUCUCGAUGCUGAGAGUGAGCGGGCUUUGCAAGAAGGACUCGAGAGGGUUGCACGUGGUAUCACCGUGAUCGCCAUCACACAUAGGCUUCACACAGUACGCAAGGCCGAUGUCAUCUUUAUGAUUGAGGGAGGUAAGGUUGUUGAAAAGGGAAGACACGAGGAGUUGGUAGAGAGAAGUGAGACCUAUCGCACAAAUGCUCUACAGCAGAUGCUUGUCGCAACCAUUCCCUCAUCACCGCCCCACGACGAUCCCUCCUCUCUUCCCGGCGUUGCACUCACCACGUUUCAAACUCGCAUCAACGACGCCCACCCGAGACGAGGAGGGAGUGCUGCUGCCUCCCUGCUAGACAGCCCAGUCCCGGUACCACUGCAUCAGCACCAGCACAAGCUCCAACACGAUAGUAGUGCAAAUACGAGUACCAGCGCCCACCGGAGCGAGCAGUUCGAACUCGUUGACUAUCCUCCCAUUCAGGCUCGUCGAGACGCCCAAGAUCGUGAAGCAAGAAGACAGGCCAAGCGAGACGAUAAGCGCCGCUGGCUAGAAGAACAAGACGAGAUGAAGUUCUCUCAUAGUAUUCAGUUCAAUGCUGUUCCAGAUUGGAGCAGCCAUUACAUUGCAUACAGCAAUCUCAAGAAGCUAAUCUAUAACCUCGAAAAGACCGCCCAUCAGGCACGUGGAACCACUGGCGAUGCCGAAUCUCGACCUCUCAUAAACCAAGAAGAUGCUGAAGAGGUCUUCUCUCGAGCUCUUGGUGUCGAGCUAGAAAAGAUAUGCUCAUUCUACGUCGCUAAAGAAGGCGAGCUGCUCGAAGAAGCUGCGCAACUGCUACGCGACGUUGGCGACGAGGCCGAGGAUGCCAUUGCCGAUAAUCGUUACCUUCGCAGGCUCUCUGUUUCAUCAGCCCACCGUCCUGAUGGUCGCAACGGCUUCCGCUCGAGAAGUCCUCGGAGCCGCAGCACCGACAAUGAAGAGAGCGCGAGCGAGGAGGAAGACGAGACAACUGGGCUUACAACAAGGCGACGAAGCAGUGGAGGCCGCAGGCGCACACUUCCCAACAUCCAUAAGCCGCGCUCUGAAGAUCUAAACGCUUCCUCCGAGUUCGGUCGCGAUAUGAGAAGGCACAGCACCACAGCCGACGAAAACGAUGACCAAGCUCUCAUGUUCUCUUCUGGCAUGUUUUCGUCUGGUAUCAUGCUCAAGAAGCGCAUUAUCGGCCUCUAUGUGUCACUCUGCGAACUUAAGUCAUUUAUCCAGCUUAACCGCACCGGCUUUGCCAAGGUGCUCAAGAAAUUUGACAAGAUCCUUGAUAAGGAACUCAAGGGCCCCUAUCUGCGGGCCCAUGUCGAGACAGCCUACCCCUUUAAAGACGAGACAAAGCGUGUUCUUGAGGACAACAUUACCAAGAUGGAGAAGGCUUAUGCUGAGGUCGUCACUGGCGGAGAUGAGGAGCUCGCUCGCAAAGACCUUCGUUCGCAUCUCAGAGAGCAUGUUGUUUGGGAGCGCAACACCGUGUGGCGAGAUCUUAUUGGUAUCGAGCGCAGAGCUGAAGCUGCGGGCUUGGGACAAGCACUUCUCGGACAAGAGAGAGGGAAUGUCACAAGGAGGUUGCAAGGCGACGAGGCUAAAGCACCACGAGAGACCCAGUUCCGCACACCCUUGGGCAAGAUUACCUUACCUCCAUGGCUCGCUAGCUCGUCUCUUUGGACACUGGUCGCUUGUCUUACUGUUUUCUCCCUGUUGCUUCUGCUCCCCAUCAUGGAGAAGCCCGAGCAACAGAACUGUCUGGCAAUGCUUGUCUUUGUCAGUUUGUUAUGGGCCACCGAGACCAUCCCUCUUUUUGUGACAUCAUUACUUAUCCCAUUCCUCUCUGUUGUCUUGAACGUAGUUCGUGAUGAGACGCCAGGCAAGCCUCAAAAACGUCUGGACUCCAAGGCAGCCACAUCCGCCAUCUUUGCUGCUAUGUGGACGCCUGUCAUCAUGCUUCUGCUCGGCGGUUUUACUCUAGCAGCUGCUUUAUCCAAGUGUACUAUUGACAAACGACUGGCGACUCUUGUUCUUAGCAAGGCCGGCACCCAGCCCAAGACUGUGUUGAUUGCCAACAUGUUUGUAGCUGCAUUUGCGUCUAUGUUGAUCAGCAAUGUCGCGGCUCCUGUUCUAUGCUAUUCUAUCAUCGAGCCCAUGCUGCGAACAUUGCCUUCUGAUUCCAACAUGUCGAAAGCUGUCAUUAUCGGUAUCGCACUCGCCUCCAACAUUGGUGGAAUGCUCUCACCCAUCGCUUCUCCUCAGAACGUCGUGGCGAUGGGCAUCAUGCAACCCGCGCCCACGUGGCUGCAGUGGUUCUUUAUUGUCAUUCCUGUUGGCGCUCUCUCGAUUGUUCUGAUCUGGCUCCUCCUCCUGGUUACCUUCCAGCCAGGCAAGGGUACCACGAUUGCCCCUAUUCGGCCUGUCAAGGAGAAGUUCACUGGUCUCCAAUGGUUCGUUACUAUCGUCACCAUUUCUACCAUUGCUUUGUGGUGUGCUAGCCACCAGCUAGAGGCCGAGUUUGGAGACAUGGGUGUUAUUGCUAUUAUUCCCAUCGUGCUAUUCUUCGGUAUCGGCUUGCUGACCAAGGAGGACUUCAACAACUUCCCAUGGACCAUCAUCAUCCUUGCGGCCGGUGGUCUGUCUCUGGGCAAAGCUGUACGCUCGUCUGGUCUGCUACAUACCCUCGCUGAGAUCGUCUCUGAGAAGGUGGAGGGCAUGAGUCUGUACGGUGUCCUGGUUGUUUUCUCGACUCUGAUCUUGGUUAUCGCAACAUUCAUCAGCCACACAGUCGCCGCCCUUAUCUUCCUCCCUCUUGUCUUUGACGUUGGUGUUGCUAUGGAUCAGCCUCACCCCAACCUGCUUGUCAUGGGUGGAGUGCUCAUGUGUAGUGCAGCCAUGGGUCUGCCAACCAGUGGAUUCCCCAACAUGACUGCUAUCAUGAAGGAAGACCCGUUCGGCCAGCGUUAUUUACAGGUCAAGCAUUUCAUUAGCCGCGGUGUGCCCAGCAGUCUCAUUACUCUUGUUGUGGUCGUGACUCUUGGUUAUGGAAUCAUGCAAGUCGCGGGACUUGACUAG